Messenger RNA from Cordyceps militaris CM01, 2379 nucleotides. RefSeq names its product metallopeptidase Mip1. Gene Ontology annotation, cellular component: mitochondrion. Lineage: Eukaryota; Fungi; Ascomycota; Sordariomycetes; Hypocreales; Cordycipitaceae. Bases 1 to 2379 code for a protein of 792 amino acids. Gene Ontology annotation, molecular function: metalloendopeptidase activity. The transcript has a single exon. Gene Ontology annotation, biological process: peptide metabolic process. The record is from RefSeq and is a predicted model, not a curated record.
AUGCUGUCAUCCGGCAGCACCCGUCUCUGGGUCUGUACGCGAUGCGUCCGCCGUCGCGUGACCAGGCUGCCUCAAUUCCAGCAACGCCUACGCCAUUCGACCGCCGCGACCGCCGCCGCCGAUGCCUACAAGCCGCUCGUCAGCCACGGCGUCAGCCCCGACCACGACGACGCCGUCCUGCGCGACCUGUUUGAUGCGCCUUCGGGCACCUUUGCCAGCUUCAGCCUCAAGCGCAGCCAGGGCCUCUUCAAGAACCGCUACCUCACCAGCCCCGAUGGCUUCCUCGUCUUUGCCCAGAAGAACCUCGACCGCGCCACACGCAUUGUCAAUCGCGUCCUGGCUGCCACCUCCACCAACGACUACCGCGCCGUCGUCCGCGACCUCGACCGCCUCAGCGAUCUGCUCUGCCGCGUCCUUGACCUGUCCGACUUUGUCCGCAUGACGCAUCCCGAGAUCCGAUUCCAGCAGGCCGCCACUGAUGCCUGGUCACUCGUCUACCAGUACAUGAACCAGCUCAACACCAUGACGGGUCUCAGCGACCAGCUCAACGAGGCCAUCUCCCGUCCCGAGGUGACGGACCAAUGGACCGACGAGGAAAAAAUUGUUGCCGAUCUUCUCAAGCUCGACUUUAUGAAGUCGGCAGUCAGCCUACCCAAAAAGUCACGCGAUCGCUUUGUCGAGCUCUCCUCGCAGAUUAGCGACGUUGGCUCUGCCUUUGUUCAGACCAUGGCACCUGAAAAGAGAAAAGUUACGCUGCCAUCUCAUCGCUUCUACGGCUUGUACCCGAGCCUCGCCUCUACCCUCAAGGUCCGCUCACAAAUCUCCAUUCCGACUACCGGCUCAGAGGCAGCAGCCGCCCUGCAAAGCGUAUACGACGAAGGUACCCGCAAAGAAAUCUACCUAACACAGCGAACCGCAUCGUCGAGAACCAUUGGCCACUUGGAAAACAUGCUUAGGUUGCGUGCCGAGCUGGCCGGACUUGCAGGCUUCCAGAGUCAUGGCCACAUGUCGCUCAAGGACCGCAUGAUGGCCAAGUCGCCCUCGUCUGUCAUGCAGUUCCUACUGGCCCUCCGAGAACACAAUGCGCCCAUGAUCCAAACUGAGCUGAAUGAGCUCCAAGACCGAAAGCGUGAGCGAUUGUCCAUGCCCGACGCUGAGCUGUACCCCUGGGACAGAGAUUUCUACAUGGAAAGGAUCCGCGCCGAGAUGCGAUCCAAGGUACGCCACGAGGAUCAGCUCACGGCCUUUUUCUCCGUUGGUACCGUCAUGCAGGGGCUGUCUCGGCUCUUCGAUCGCUUAUACGGCAUUCGCUUCGUUCCACGCGAGACACUGCCCGGUGAGACGUGGCAUCCUGAUGUCAAGAGACUUGAUGUCAUGUCCGACAAUGGCGAGCAAGUCGCUGUCUUGUACUGCGAUUUGUUUUAUCGGCCGCAAAAGUCGCCAAACCCCGCUCACUUUACUGUGCGAUGCUCCCGUGAGAUCCUCCCCGACGAGGUGGACGAGGCCGGCGCCGAUCUCGGCUCGGCUGACAUGCCAUACUUUGACUCGCCGGAGCAGGCUGCCAAUGACGGCAUGGAAAUCUCCCGAGGCGGCGGCCCGCUCAAGCAGCUGCCCACCAUUGCUCUCGUCUGCGAUUUUCCCAAGAAUGACAAUGCUCGCGAACCUGCCUUUCUCUCCUUUUACUCCGUCGAGACCCUCUUUCACGAAAUGGGCCACGCCAUCCACUCCAUCCUCGCUCGCACCUCCUUCCAGAACGUAUCGGGUACACGCUGCGCCACCGACUUUGCCGAAUUGCCAUCGACGUUGAUGGAACACUUUGCUGCUGACCCAACCGUGCUCUCUCUAUUUGCGCGUCACUGGAAGUCGGACCGUCCUCUACCCUACGACAUGGUGGCCGAGCGCAUCAAGGUCGCCAAGCGCUUCGAGGGCAUCGACACGGAGCAUCAGAUCCUGCUGGCCAUGGUGGACCAGGCGUACCACUCGCCCGAGGUCUCGGAGCCCUCGUUUGACUCGACGUACGUCUUCCACGACAUCCACAAGCGCUUUGCCCACGGGCCGCUCGACCCGCCGCGCACGCGCUGGCAGGGCUUCUUUGGCCACCUGCACAGCUACGGCAGCACCUACUACAGCUACCUCUUUGACCGUGUGCUCGCUGAGCGCGUCUGGCGCGUCAUCUUCAGCGGCGGCGAGGGCGGCAUGGCUGUCUCCCGCGCUAACGGCGAACGGCUCAAGGAGAAUCUGCUCCAAUGGGGCGGUGGCCGCGAUCCGUGGACCUGCCUCGCCGAGACGCUGCACGAUGACCGACUGGCGGCCGGCGACGAAAAGUCCAUGGCCUUGGUGGGCAGUUGGGGCAUCAAAGACUCUGCCAAGACGAAAUAG